AUGGUGAAUCGACAGUGCGCAGACUCAGUGCCGAAGAGGUUAUGUUGUGCUCGCCUAGGAUCUGUAAACGGUAAUUGCUCUCAAGAAAAUGGCGGCGUUAUUAGUGGUUUUUAUAGCAGUAGCUCGUUUUUGUUCGGUCCCAGUGGAAUUAGUGAAUAUAGAUAUUGUGUUAAUAAAAAUAAAAAAUCACCGGACACGCUAUUGGAUAUAACGGCGAAAAUCGUGGCUGAAAAUAUACCAUUUCAGCGUAUUGAGGAGAGAUAUGAUCGGAUUCCCGAACCUGUUCAAAGAAGGGUCAUUUUUUGGUCCUUCCCAAGAGACGAAAGGGAUAUAUGCAUGUAUUCGUCUCUCUCCCGUGUUCCUCCAGUGCCCUCCACUGACCAUCAAAACCUUUCGUUCUAUAAAGGUCUUAAGUUGGUGGAGUCUGGUUGCGUUGAUAGCGUCCUUCAAGUCGGUGAGUUUAUGAUAUGA
This is a messenger RNA of Pediculus humanus corporis (human body louse), 471 nucleotides long. RefSeq lists its product as uncharacterized. Gene Ontology annotation, cellular component: Cul2-RING ubiquitin ligase complex. Bases 1 to 471 code for a protein of 156 amino acids. Lineage: Eukaryota; Metazoa; Arthropoda; Insecta; Psocodea; Pediculidae. The transcript is spliced from 2 exons. The record is from RefSeq and is a predicted model, not a curated record.